This is a messenger RNA of Sclerotinia trifoliorum, 1663 nucleotides long. Lineage: Eukaryota; Fungi; Ascomycota; Leotiomycetes; Helotiales; Sclerotiniaceae. The record is from the annotation of a GenBank genome assembly.
AAUCUCUCUCAAAAUUCCCCGGGACAGUUUUGCAUAAGAUCACGUAACCUCUGCGACUCCGUAUCUGCAAUAAAUAAUAUUUGAACUUUUUUCAAAAACCUCCAAGUUGGAAAAGCUGUCAGAUAUGCAACAAACCUUUUGAGAAAGGCAGCUUACCCCGCUAUUGGCUACGUAGUUUCCUCAGCAUCACCACCAACAGCAGUAACACGACACGACACGACAUUGUCAGUCAUGACCUACAAACCAGCACCAAAAAACUAUACAAAGGCAGAUGAGAGAAAGGAAAAUUAAGGAAAUGGAAGGCCCUGCCGAUACUCCCGUUGUCGAGCGCGACUAUAAGAGUUCAAUGCCAUUAUCAGGACAGAAUGCCCCUCAGAACCAUCCCCGCGACAGCAUGUCUCCCUCAUAUACCAAAUGCGUCGAAAACAAUAAUUCCAAUUCUGAUGGUAGUAAAAAAGUCAAACUACAACUCCCCUUGAGCUGUGACCCUCCGCUACCAAAUAAACCACCGAAGUCAAAGGUUUGGGUGGUGAGUGUACUUAACUGCACAUUGGCAGAUAGAUUAUCCAUUGAUCAUCAUCUCGCAGCUUCUAAUUUACUGACUGAGUCUUAGGUAUUUGGCGCCACCGGACAUAUGGGUCAGAGUCUCACGCGAACAUGUCUUGAGAAAGACGACAAGGUCGUUGCCGUGGGUCGCAUCAAUGAAAAUACACUUGAUUUGAUGCAGACCACAUUCCCGCAAUCAAAUUGCUUUAAUACCCUCUGCGAUGUGCGCGUACGAGAAUCUGUUUCCGCCGUGAUAUCCCAAGCUCUUAAAAAGUUUAAACGCAUCGACGUUAUAGCCAAUUGCUCAGGAUACGGCGUUAUCGGCGCAUGCGAAGAUCAGGACGAGCACGAGAUACGCAAUCAAUUUGAGACGAACUUCAUGGGCACAGUACAUAUAAUCCAAUUGAGUUUGCCAUACUUUCGCGAGCAGAAAGCGGGGAGAUACUUAAUUUUCAGUAGUACUUCGGGCGCAUUGGGUGUUCCGGGAUUGGGACCAUAUUGCGCGACGAAAUACGCGGUGGAAGGAAUGAUCGAAGCGAUGCUUUAUGAAAUUGACGCUUUUAAUAUAAAAGCUACAUUGGUAGAGCCAGGCUUGGUUAGGAGAGAUGAAAAGGAAUCGGGUUCGAGCCCGCUUCCUACUUGGGGACAUUUUCUGAUCAAGCCUCCAAGUGAACCAUAUUCUGAUCCAUCUUCACCAGCACUGCAUGCGAAGAGGAUGGUUCAAUGGUUAGGAGAUAAACAGCCUACGAGCGCCAAAAAAUGCGCCCAGUUGGUUUGGCAGUUAGGCCAUUGUUCUUACCCUCCUCUACGAUUACUAUUGGGGAGUUAUGCUAUAGAGAGUAUUAGAGAUCGUCUGCGGUCAGUUAUAGAGGAAUUGGAGGAUUGGAAGCAUUUACAUCAUCCUGUAGCGCCCGAUGAUCUUGAUAAUGAAGAGGAUUGGGACGAUGCUCGGGAUGCGGAUGUGCCUGCGAGAACAAAGAAGGAGGAUCGAGCUAUCGUGCGGGCUGCAACAAAUCCAUCCAAAGGGGAGUCAGAUGCAGAGAGCAGUUCAUGACAAAGUUAAAUACUCUAUCAAUAAGUUUAAUAAUAAUGACAAUACAAUAAUUCUUGCUUCUGA